Paramuricea clavata is the source of this 443-nucleotide messenger RNA. The record is from the annotation of a GenBank genome assembly. NCBI's taxonomy places the organism in Eukaryota, Metazoa, Cnidaria, Anthozoa, Malacalcyonacea, Plexauridae.
CUCCCAAAUCCCAAUCCAAAAUGGCCGAAUUCAGUUCACCAGGAACGCCGAGCGGACGGCACGAAAAAUCGUUAGGUUUGCUAACGACAAAAUUUGUAAAUCUUUUACAAGAAGCUAAGGAUGGUGUCCUUGAUUUAAAAAUGGUUUGUUUUAUUUAAGCGUUUGUUUGUUUCCAGUAAAUCUUUUCCUUAGACUUCAGUCGCGUUGUCAGUUUGCUAAAUUCGAAUAUAUUUUGUUUGGAACUUUUCAUAGGCGGCUGAUACAUUGGCAGUGCGUCAGAAGAGACGGAUUUAUGAUAUUACAAAUGUUUUAGAGGGAAUCGGGCUGAUUGAAAAGAAAUCCAAGAAUAGCAUUCAGUGGAAGUGAGUUGAAAAUAAUGUAUAAGACAGUUGGAAUAUUUUUUUGUAAACAUUUGAUAAACAAGCAAAAUUCAUCAUUUUGGG